AAGGGAAAAAAAUGGAUGACUUGAAAUACUUAACAAAACCUAGCUCAACGAGGAGGGAAACAGUUAUAACUUACAACUCGGUGACGGAAUUCCUUUCGCUUUAACUCACUUUCAAACAACUCUGUCACCCUUUCCUCAAAUGGCCACCAAAGCCUUCUCCGUACCCUUCGCUGACGUCACCAACAGCGUCAGCUUCCCCUUCGCUCCUAAACCCCCAACCGCAUCUCCGAGACACUGCGUUUUCUCACUUACUUGCUCUGCCGGUAAGGGUGAGAGGCCUUGGAAAACUUCGGAUGCAAGGCUUGUGCUUCAAGAUGGUUCAAUCUGGAAUGCCAAAUCAUUUGGCGCUUCUGGAACCCAAGUUGGUGAAGUUGUUUUCAAUACAUCAUUGACUGGUUAUCAAGAAAUUUUGACGGAUCCUAGUUAUGCUGGUCAGUUUGUGCUCAUGACAAAUCCGCAUAUUGGGAAUACCGGUGUAAAUUUUGAUGAUGAGGAAUCAAGACGGUGCUUCCUUUCUGGUCUAGUUAUUCGGAGUUUGAGUAUCAGUACAUCAAAUUGGAGAUGUGUUAAAGCACUUGGUGAUUACUUAGUGGAAAGGAACAUCAUGGGAAUCUAUGAUGUUGACACGCGUGCAAUUACACGAAGAUUGAGACAAGAUGGCAGUCUUAUUGGUGUCUUGAGCACUGAUAAUUCUAAAACAGAACAGGAACUACUGCAGAUAUCUCAGUCGUGGAACAUUGUUGGUAUUGAUCUAAUAAGCGGCGUCUCAUGCAUGUCUCCACUUGAAUGGAUUGAUAAAACAGAAGAUGAAUGGGAAUUCCAUCCAAAUAAAGAUCCAGCCGGAGAAACUUUCCAUGUAGUUGCUUAUGAUUUUGGGAUUAAGCAUAAUAUACUUAGGCGCUUAGCAUCAUACAGAUGUAAAAUUACAGUUGUGCCGUCUACAUGGCCAGCAUCAGAAACUUUGAAGAUAAAGCCAGAUGGGGUCAUCAUUUUAAGCAAUGGCCCUGGAGAUCCAUCUGCCAUUCCUUAUGCUGUUGAAACUGUAAAGAAUAUUCUUGGAAAGGUGCCUGUUUUUGGAAUUUGCAUGGGCCAUCAAUUGUUAGGCCAGGCUUUAGGUGGCAAGACCUUCAAGAUGAAAUUUGGUCACCAUGGAGGAAACCAUCCUGUUCGCAACCUGAGAACUGGCCAUGUUGAAAUUAGUGCUCAGAACCACAACUAUGCGGUGGACCCUGCCACAUUGCCAAAGGGGGUGGAGGUUACACAUAUCAAUCUUAAUGAUGGAAGCUGUGCUGGUCUAGCCUUUCCUUCUCAAAGAGUUUUGUCCCUUCAAUACCACCCUGAAGCAUCCCCUGGACCUCAUGAUUCUGACUAUGCUUUUAGAGAGUUUGUGCAGUUAAUGAUGCAGGAUAGAAAGAAAGCUAAUAAAAGUCUAAAACUGGCAGCAGCGCAAGCUUCGGAUGCAUAGGUGCUUUCUAGUGUUGGCGGCAAGAAUUAGGGUAUCUUCAUAAAAUGUCAUUUUGGUCCAUUGUUUUUGAAGAUGUCUAGGAAGUAGGAAUUGAGUUUUCGUCUUUCGUGUCUUUCUAUAACAAGGCCAAGCUACAAGCAAGUGAGAAUUAACGUAUUCAUCGUAGCAACACUAGCAACCACCAAAGUUUUGCUAGGCAUUUGCAACAGAUUAACAUUUGUCUUGCAACCCAAUGUAGCAAUGCCUACGUUAAAAAAAAAUU
This is a messenger RNA of Arachis duranensis, 1727 nucleotides long. RefSeq names its product carbamoyl-phosphate synthase small chain, chloroplastic. Gene Ontology annotation, biological process: L-arginine biosynthetic process; L-glutamine metabolic process; 'de novo' pyrimidine nucleobase biosynthetic process. Gene Ontology annotation, molecular function: carbamoyl-phosphate synthase (glutamine-hydrolyzing) activity. The transcript has 9 exons. The record is from RefSeq and is a predicted model, not a curated record. Bases 140 to 1465 code for a protein of 441 amino acids. Gene Ontology annotation, cellular component: cytoplasm; carbamoyl-phosphate synthase complex. NCBI's taxonomy places the organism in Eukaryota, Viridiplantae, Streptophyta, Magnoliopsida, Fabales, Fabaceae.